AUGGCAUUCUUGUUCAUAUUCGUUUCUUUCUUUAUUGGGCAAAUUAUUUCUUUGCGUUGGGGGCGGGUUGGAGGAAAGGUUUGUCCAUUAUCUAUCUAUCUAUCUAUCUAUCUAUCUAUCUAUCUAUCUAUCUCAGUCUGUCCCUAUCUAUCUAUUUCAGUUUGUUCUUAUCUAUCUAUCUAUCUAUCUAUCUAUCUAUCUAUCUAUCUAUCUAUCUAUAUACCUAUUUAUUCGUUAUCUAUCUAUCGAUCAAUUUAUCUAUCGCAUAUUGUUCAUUAUCUAUCUAUCUAUUGCUUUUUCUUUCUCUUUCAUUUUCAUUGCUCUUAUCUAUCUAUCUAUCUAUCUAUCUAUCUAUCUAUCUAUCUAUCGCAAACUAUUCAUUAUAUGUCUAUCACAAACUGUCAUUAUCUAUCUAUCUAUCUAUCUAUCUCAAACUAUUCAUUAUAUGUCUAUCACAAACUGUCAUUAUCUAACUAUCUAUCUAUCUAUCAAUUGGAAAUUUAUCUAUCUAUCUAUCUAUCUAUCUAUCUAUCUAUCUAUAUAUAUAUAUAUAUAUAUAUAUAUGAAAAAUUUCUCGGAGUUAACCUGUAG
Acanthosepion pharaonis is the source of this 591-nucleotide messenger RNA. The record is from the annotation of a GenBank genome assembly. Lineage: Eukaryota; Metazoa; Mollusca; Cephalopoda; Sepiida; Sepiidae.